CAUUUCCUAAAGAUAAUUGGCCUUGAAUGCAUGUCUUGAAGAAUUAAUCUAAAAUUGAAACAUAUAAACCAAAUCAUAUGUCUCUUUAAUUCAUCAGCAAUGGCUACUCAAGGACUGCAUCUGAUCUUGUUGAUCUUCUUUAAUCACCUGAUUUGCUUGUUAGGUCGUAAACAAGGAGCAGGUUUCAUCUACAACGGCUUUCUCCAAGCUCAAGCUGAUCUUCAUCUAGAUGGAGCUGCAAAAAUCCUCUCUCCAGAUGGAUUGUUGCAGCUGACCAACGCCUCAACACAGCAAAUGGGUCAUGCCUUCUUCAAGCAUCCAUUUGAUUCAUCUGAGAAGAACUUCUCAUUCUCAACUCAUUUUGUGUGCGCACUUGUGCCUAAACCAGGAGCUGAAGGCGGCCAUGGAAUCGCCUUUGUCGUAUCUUCCUCCUUGGAUUUCACACACGCAGAUCCAACACAGUACAUGGGGCUCUCCAACAUCUCAACAAACGGAUCUCCAUCUUAUCAGCUUCUAGCUAUUGAGCUUGAUACUGCUAAAAGCGCAGAGUUUGAUGAUAUAGACAAGAACCAUGUCGGUAUAGACAUCAACAGCCUCAGGUCUAUAGAGUCUGCUUCAGCUUCUUACUAUUCAAACACCAAAGGGAAGAGCCUGAAGCUCUUAAGUGAAGAGCCUUUACAGGUAUGGGUGGAUUAUGAAAGAACUUUACUCAAUGUCACAGUGGCUCCUCUAAGAAUCCAGAAGCCAAACCAUCCUCUCUUGUCAAGAUCCAUCAAUCUUACUGAAAUCUUCCUGGAUCACAAACUGUUCUUCGGAUUCUCUGCAGCAACAGGGUCAUUGGUCAGUUACCAAUACAUCUUAGGAUGGAGUUUCAGCAGAAGCAGAGAGCUGUUGCAGAGACUGGACAUGUUAAAACUUCCUCAGAUUCCUCAUCCAAGAGCCACACAAAAGCAAACAUCUCCACUUCUCAUUGUUUUGUUUGUGUUGCUAUCACUCACACUGUUGGCUGUUCUUGGAGGAGUUCACUUAUACAGGAGGAAGAAGUAUGCAGAAGUCAAAGAAGCAUGGGAGAAACACUAUGGCCCACACCGGUUUUCAUAUAAAUCUCUAUACAAAGCAACAAGAGGCUUUGAACAUCGUUUAGGGAAAGGCGGUUUUGGAGAAGUUUACAGAGGGAAUCUGCCUCGCAUUGGAGAUAUAGCGGUAAAGAGAGUGUGCCACAGUGCAAGGCAAGGCAUGAAACAGUUUGUAGCUGAAGUAGUGACUAUGGGAAGUUUGAAGCAUAGAAACUUGGUUCCUCUUCUUGGAUACUGCAGAAGGAAAGGAGAGCUUCUUCUUGUCUCUGAGUAUAUGUCUAACGGAAGUCUUGAUCGGUACUUGUUUCACAGAGAUAAACCACCUCUUUCAUGGGAACAAAGGUUUGUGAUUUUGAAGGAUAUUGCCUCUGCUCUCAGUUACCUGCACACAGGAGCUAACCAAGUUGUGUUACACCGAGAUAUAAAAGCUUCAAACGUCAUGUUGGAUUCUGAAUUCAAUGGACGGUUAGGAGAUUUUGGAAUGGCUAGGUUUGAAGAUUACGGAGAUAGCUUACCCGCAACGGCUGCUAUAGGAACAAUGGGUUACAUGGCACCUGAGCUAACAACAAUGGGAACUUCUACGAGAACCGAUGUUUAUGCGUUUGGUGCUUUCAUGCUUGAAGUAACAUGUGGAAGGAGACCACUAGAUACCAAGGUUCCAUCUGAGGAAAGGCAUUUGAUCAAAUGGGUUUGUGAUUGCUGGAGAAGUGAUUCUCUGCUGGAUGCUGUAGAUAUACGAUUGGGACUUGAAUGCUCAGAAGAGGAAGUUGAUAUGGUUCUGAAACUCGGAUUGCUCUGCACAAAUGUUGCUGCGGAAUUAAGACCAAACAUGGAACAGGUGGUGCAAUACAUAAACCAGAAUCUGCCACUGCCCAUCUUCUCACCAGAUUCUCCAGGGAUUGGGGUUUAUAUUCCGGUUUUGAUGGAAGCGGCCUUCACUUCAAGAAGCUCUUUAGCACCAUCAGCCUCUCCUCCUUCGCCUCAUAACUCCAUGUUUGUUACGCACACAAUCACAUACGGAGAUGGAAGGUGAAAACUUUUCUUACUUUUUUCAGACAAAUACAAUGUAAUCGGUUUGUGUAUAUCAGUUUUAGGCUUUU
This is a messenger RNA of Brassica oleracea var. oleracea, 2176 nucleotides long. RefSeq names its product putative L-type lectin-domain containing receptor kinase I.11. The record is from RefSeq and is a predicted model, not a curated record. Bases 100 to 2109 code for a protein of 669 amino acids. Gene Ontology annotation, molecular function: protein kinase activity; ATP binding; carbohydrate binding. The transcript has a single exon. Gene Ontology annotation, cellular component: plasma membrane. Gene Ontology annotation, biological process: protein phosphorylation. NCBI's taxonomy places the organism in Eukaryota, Viridiplantae, Streptophyta, Magnoliopsida, Brassicales, Brassicaceae.